AUGAAAGAGUUCAUUUCAGAGCCCUACCAGGAAAAGGGCCCUGACCAACUGGAAGCUGCCGCCGUCAAUGUCAUUCCGUUAGACAAUCUCCCCAAGGGUCGCUGGGAGCGCACUUGGCCCACCAUCGCCUGUGGAGCUGGUUUAUUCUCUGAUGGUUAUCUCAAUGGGGUCAUCGGCCAAGUCAAUACUAUACUAGAAACAAUAUACCCGGUCGCCUAUGCCAACUCAUCUGCAAGCCAGAAUGUCUCGUCCAUUGCCUUUGCUGGAACCGUUGUUGGCAUGUUGAUCUUUGGCUAUACCAGUGACCACUGGUCGCGCAAGUGGUCCUUGAUGAUUUCGACCAUCAUCCUCUUCGUCUUUGCCGCUCUUUGCGCUGGUUCCUAUGGUGCACAUGAUGAUGUCUAUGGCAUGCUGGCGGCACUUACUGCCUACCGCUUCUUCAUCGGUGUGGGUAUUGGAGGCGAGUACCCGGCUGGAUCUGUCGCGUGCGCUGAGAACACUGGAGAACUGAAGCAAGGUCACCGUAACCGUUGGUUCAUCAUGUUCACAAACUUCCAGAUUGACUUCGCUUUUGUUCUCUCAGCUUUUGUUCCCAUGAUUUUGGUCCUUAUCACUACUGAGAAUCACCUGCGCCUUGCUUGGCGUUUGGCUCUGGGGUUAGGAAUCAUUCCUCCUCUGAGCUUGAUCUACCUCCGGUUAAAGCUAGAGGAACCUGAAGAAUUUAACCGCGAACGCAUGCACAAGUUCCCCAUUUGGCUUAUUAUCAAGUUCUACUGGAAGCGUUUGGCCGUUGUAUCACUGAUCUGGUUUAUCUAUGACUUCUCAUCCUACUCCUUUGGUAUUUUCGCCUCAAAGUGGAUUAGCAUCAUCACCGGUGAUAGUGCACCCUUAUGGCAAACCUUUGGCUGGACAACCCUGGAGUAUCUCUUCUACCUUCCAGGAUCUUUACUUGGUGCCUUCUGCAGUGACUGGAUUGGUCCCCGCAAAACCUUGGCCAUUGGUGUUCUUCUCCAGGGUAUCGUGGGAUUCAUCAUGUCCGGAUGCUACAAGUACCUGGGCACCCAUGAAAAUGUCGGUGGUUUCGUAGUGGUCUACGGUAUCUUCCUUGCACUCGGUGAAUUUGGCCCUGGUGAUAACAUUGGUCUAUGUGCGGCCAAAACCAGCGCUACAGCUGUUCGUGGUCAAUACUAUUCCUACGCUGCUGCCAUCGGUAAAAUCGGUGCUUUUGUCGGUACCUACGUUCUUCCAAUUGCACAGAAAAAUGCUCCCAACCCAGUCCGUGCUGGUCAGGAUCCAUUCUUCAUUUCCAGUUCACUGUGCAUUUUAAGUGCCGCCCUGGCCUGGUUCCUUCUGCCUGAGAUCAACCAGGAUACCAUCACUAGCGAGGAUGAAAGAUUCCGUGCAUACUUGAUCAACAAUGGAUAUGAUGUCUCUACUCUGGGCAACAAAUGA
Molecule: messenger RNA, 1452 nt
Organism: Penicillium taxi
Lineage: Eukaryota; Fungi; Ascomycota; Eurotiomycetes; Eurotiales; Aspergillaceae
Product: putative MFS phospholipid transporter (Git1)
Exons: 6
Coding region: 1-1452 (483 amino acids)
Biological process (GO): carboxylic acid transport; transmembrane transport
Cellular component (GO): plasma membrane
Molecular function (GO): carboxylic acid transmembrane transporter activity
Source: RefSeq, a predicted model, not a curated record